This is a messenger RNA of Cyprinus carpio (common carp), 1596 nucleotides long. RefSeq lists its product as uncharacterized. The record is from RefSeq and is a predicted model, not a curated record. NCBI's taxonomy places the organism in Eukaryota, Metazoa, Chordata, Actinopteri, Cypriniformes, Cyprinidae. Gene Ontology annotation, biological process: intracellular signal transduction; cell surface receptor protein tyrosine kinase signaling pathway.
ACCUGAUUAAUCAUCCACCUGCUAUGCAAAUACUCAAACACACACACACACACGCUACUUACUAGCCUCAUAUACAAAGUUCUGGGAGAUUUGCAUCCAAACCUCACAGCAGAGAGCUUCCUGAUGAACUGAACGCCUCAUGCAUCAUGAGUUUCUUUGGGAAGUUGAAAACAUCUGUACUACAUAGCGGCCCACCAGCUCCACCCAGGAGAACAGAUAACAGCUCUGGAUAUGGCUGGCCAGAAGACGAAUUUGACGAGGAAGAUGGUGAUACAUAUGAAGCUCCUCCAUGUGAACGUCCAACCAUUAAAGUCCAACCUCGCCAAGUAGAGGAGAAUGUUUACCUGGGUUAUCCAGAUCGAACCCCAAACCCUGUUAUUCCCAAAAGACAGGCAGCACCGCCGCCACGUCCAGCCAAGAUCACCCCGACAGGGAAAAGCAUGAAGCCAGAGCCACCUCACGACUCAGAGGAGUUUUACCUCGACCCCAAUGACAGCAAACCGCCUGAGGUCAUACGUAAUGAUAAACCUGGUAAAAGAGCCCCUCCUAAAAGACCCCCGAUGAGACCUCCACCGUCCCCUCAGCAAGACGAAGAUGUUUACUUGGACCCAAAUGAAGGGCAGGAAUAUGAUACCUUUCUAGAUCCUGUAGUAGAACCUCCUGCACCCCGAAGCCCGGCCCGCAUGCCAAUGCCUCCCAGAACUGUAGGACGAGACCUUCCACCACAAAUAAUGAAGCCACCUGUCCCGAGAGCCAAAUCUAGUUCGGUCCUGAUCGGUGACACUGCGAACAAAGUUCUGCCGCCGGAAGUAAAGCGUGCCACGUUUUCUGGCCAGCUGCCACCCGCACUAAACAGCAAACCGGUUCCUCCCAUCCUCCUCCCCAAAGAACCCAAACCCAGUCCUCCUCCUCCUCCAUCUCUGGACUGCACAGCACUUUCUUUUGGAGCAAAGCCAGUCGCUCAGGGGGCAGGGCUACAGGACAAAGAGUGGUUUGCUGGAGUUUGUGAACGUAAGACUGCAGAGGAAACCGUGCUCAGGAUUAACAAGGACGGCACGUUUCUGGUCAGAUUCAGCAGUUCUCAGAAUGACCGUCAGCCCUUCACGCUGGUCGUGCUUUACCGGCAGACCGUUUACAACAUCCCUGUGCGCUUCCUGGAGGACUCGCAACAGUACGUGCUCGGAAAAGAGGGCAAGAAGACGGAAGAGCUCUUCAGCAGUUUGCAGGAGAUGAUCUCUCAUCACAUGAAGAAUCCCAUCCUCCUGAUCGACCGUAGGAGUCAAGCUAAACACAGCACUCACCUCUCACACCCUGUUCGGCCCUAACGCUCCCGUCCCGCUCCCAGUUCAACCUCCUCCGCCUGACCCUGACCCUGAUAUCACUCUUACAAACACUCACUCAUACACUGCCUAAAUUAUUUAUUACAUUAUGUUUGUAAUGCAGUCAGGUAUUCAUAGUGUUUCUUGUGUUUAGUUCAUUUCAUGUUUGGGGAUUUUUGAAUCUAUGUAGUGGUCAUUAAAAUAAAUUCUCACAUAUAUAAUGUUUACAGGACAACAUGCUGUCUCAGUGUAAAAUAGUCGAUAAAUAAAGAAAAAU